Messenger RNA from Sinocyclocheilus rhinocerous, 1543 nucleotides. RefSeq names its product melanophilin-like. Gene Ontology annotation, cellular component: cortical actin cytoskeleton. NCBI's taxonomy places the organism in Eukaryota, Metazoa, Chordata, Actinopteri, Cypriniformes, Cyprinidae. The annotation marks the transcript as partial. The record is from RefSeq and is a predicted model, not a curated record. The transcript has 11 exons. Gene Ontology annotation, biological process: intracellular protein transport. Gene Ontology annotation, molecular function: actin binding; small GTPase binding; myosin binding.
CUCACAUUAUCUGCCUCAUCCCGAGACACUUGGCAAGAGCAGCUACUUGUCUGCAAGCAAGGAGCUGCUGAGACUGGACUGAAAACAGUCAUACCCAAUGAAUGAACUUUUGAUCAUGAUUAUGACUGCAGUGCUUCAUACUAUCAACUAAGCUCCGAAUAUGGACAAGAAGUUGGACCUGUCCAGACUAACAGAAGAGGAGGCCAAACAUGUGUGGGAGGUCAUUCAAAGAGAUUUUGACCUCAGGAAGAAGGAAGAGGAGAGGCUUGGUGAGAUUAAAUCCAAGAUCGAGAAGGAAGAAACAAAGAAGGAACUCCUGGGCUCUCAGUCAAACCUGACUGACUCUCACUGUAUCCGCUGCCUGCAGCCAUUUAAGUUCCUGGUGAACAGCAAACGGCAGUGUAUGGACUGUAAACUCUACACCUGCAAGACCUGUAGCCGCUACAACAAGAAGGAGCAUGGCUGGGUAUGCGACCCCUGCCGCAUGUCCAGGGUCCUGAAAAUUGGAACCUUGGGGUGGUACCAUGACAAUGUACACUCUCGCUUCAAGCGUUUUGGCAGCGCAAAAGUGAUGAGGUCACUGUACAAGAGAUUAAAUGAAGAGGGGCACCGUGAUGAUGACACACGGAGCAUGCCUGAUGUGCGCAGUGAGUACACAAACACAUUCAUGGCAGAUGAUAGGACCGGGCUCUACACAGAGAAGGUAGACUACAGCUGUUCCUCGGAUCCCAACCGGGUCAUUCAUAUGGGCACUAGCCUCACACCAGAUUUCAGGAAAUCAUUGGCUGAAAGGUCUGGUGCCGGACGCUCUGCCACGUCUGGCCGCCGGAGUGCUGGAGGACUCGACAGGGUCUGCCCGGUCAGGGGACUCUCUGGAGAACUAGGCGUCCAGUCUGCUUAUCUUCUCAAGAGACGUCGAAAGCGGGCCUCUUGCGAGAAGCUGAGGAGAAAACUAGAUGAGCUGAUGAGUGACAAGGCGCUGUCCUCUGACGAGGAUGAGCCGAAAAGACCUCCUCAUUCCAAAGGGUCCGCUGUGAGGGGGGACCAUGCACCAAUGGCCCCUACAUCCCAAGAACCCUUGAGCUCCUCCAGUGAUGAAAUUCCCACUGAAGCACAAAAGAGAUCCACCGCGGCGGCCCUAUGCGACAUCACAACAGAGAUUCUAAGAACAAUUAAUGCCACUGAAAAUGCUAUGAACGAGUUGGCCCCCUCAAAUCCUAAUGACAGACCUCAGUUAGCGGGCACAGAUCUUAAGCAGGCUGAUGAUGCUUUCAGGGAACUUGAGGAAAAUGUGUACAUGACUGCAGGGAAGUCCUUCGAAAUGGCAAAAAAGUUGCAAAUGAUUGAGCAGAAUGCUAAGAAUCACUACAGCGGCCCGUUAACUGAUUCAGAGCUCUCUGAACUGGAGGACCAGGUUGCUUUGGCAGCUGCUAAGGUUCAGAGCACAGAAAGUGAGGUCUCAGACAUUGAGAGCAAGAUUUCUGCUCUAAGUGCUAAAGGAUUAUCAUUUGAUAAAGCCAAGAAAAAGGUGUAUAUUUUUGAG